Molecule: messenger RNA, 480 nt
Organism: Fusarium poae
Lineage: Eukaryota; Fungi; Ascomycota; Sordariomycetes; Hypocreales; Nectriaceae
Exons: 3
Coding region: 1-480 (159 amino acids)
Biological process (GO): mitophagy
Molecular function (GO): mitochondrion autophagosome adaptor activity
Source: RefSeq, a predicted model, not a curated record
AUGGAAUCAGGGCCAACUGAACUUGCAGCCACCAUCCAGGCUGCAAGCAUCGAACACAAUCCGGAUCCCAAACUAGACAUCAGCCCGGCGACAGCCGCUGAUAGAAGACAACCCGUGACUCUCGACCACGACGACGGCAUCGAUGAAGACGAUGACGAAGAAGAAGAUAUUCCAUACAGUGUCCUCCGACCCGCUCCACGACACUCCAACCUUCCUCCUCUACCGGACCUCCGCUUCGAGCAGAGCUAUCUGCGAAGUAUCUCCAAGGCCGAUACAUGGUGGAAGGUGGCACUCAUAACGACAAGGGACCAGAUCUUGAUGCCCUUGACCCAGGGUUUAGCAUACAAUUUGUUCCUUUGCGGCUGGCAGCACUGGAAUAGAAAUGCUCAACUACACGGCAACACAGUAGGCGCGCGAGUGAGACGCUGGUGGUGGGGAGUCAACAACUGGCAUAUACCUGCACAUAGAAAGAGAGUCUGA